Enhydra lutris kenyoni (northern sea otter) is the source of this 1447-nucleotide messenger RNA. It is a transcript of the gene ART3, whose product is annotated as ADP-ribosyltransferase 3. The transcript is spliced from 12 exons. NCBI's taxonomy places the organism in Eukaryota, Metazoa, Chordata, Mammalia, Carnivora, Mustelidae. The coding region runs from base 118 to 1293 and encodes 391 amino acids. The record is from RefSeq and is a predicted model, not a curated record. Gene Ontology annotation, molecular function: NAD+-protein-arginine ADP-ribosyltransferase activity; NAD+ poly-ADP-ribosyltransferase activity.
ACUGUCAACAACCUCCCAUCCUGAAGACACACUUACCACAACUGAGAGAGUGGGGAACAGUCUGAGACCUAGCAUCAUUUAAACCUCCUCCACAGGCAGAAAAGCCAGAAGAGAAAAAUGAAGGCAAGACGUUUUGAUAUGGUCACCAUGCUGCUGGCAGCUCUGAUUCUAAUGGACAUUUUCCAGGCGACGGCAGAGACGUUGGACAUGGCGGAUAGCGCGUUCGACGAUGAGUACCUGAGAUGCACUGACAGAAUGGAGGUCAAAUAUGUUCCCCAGUUGCUCAAGGAGGAAAAAGCAAGCCAUCAGCUCUUGAAGGAUGUGUGGGAAAAUGCAGAAGCCAAAUGGGAAGCCCAGAAGACGCGCACCUUCCUCCCGAUGAGUUUUACAGAUAACCACGGAAUAGCACUGACGGCGUACGCUGCUGAAGCUCGGGCGCAGACUCCCUUUCACCGCAUGUUCAGCGAAGCUGUGAAGACGGCCGGCCUGUCUCGGAAAGAUUAUGUCUAUGACUUCCAGUUCAAAGCUUUUCAUUUUUAUCUGACAAGAGCGCUGCAGUUGCUGAGAAGACCUUGUGAGGACAGUUACAAAGCUGCGGUCUAUAGUAUAAGCCAGGAUGUCUCCUUCACGCCCGGAGGGCCCAGCCAGGCCAGGCUUGGCCGGUUCACGCUGGCGUAUUCCGCCAGACCUCAAGCUGCUGACGACCAGCACGUUCUGUUAACCAUCCGCACGUGCUUUGCAGUUGCCAUGGAACACUUUUUUGAUAAAGAAAGUGAAAGAAUUGUUUUAAUACCCCUGAAUGAGAUUUUUCAUGUGUCACAGGAUGGGACCAGCAAUAACCUUAUCCUUCAAAGCACCAACAAGACCUGCAGCCAUUACGAGUGUGCUUUUCUAGGCGGACUAAAAACGGAAAAUUGUGUGGAGAACACAGAACAUCAUCUCCCCAUCUAUCUCUACAACCUGGGUGAGAAAGACCAGAACAUUGAAGACACUGGAAUGAAAAGCCAGGAGUCCCCAGUCUUACCUGGUAUGACAAGCCGUGAAGCCACCCAAAUGCCUGGAAUGAAAAUUCCAGAAACUGUUUCACUACCAGGAAUAAAAGUGGUACAACUGGAUGAAAAACCUGAAGACAAAAGUCAAGAAGAUAUCGGCAAUCCUGCUCCAGAUCCGGUUCCAGUUCCCGGUCCCAAAACCCACCCCUCUGCAUCCUCUGGCGAAACGCUCCUUCCACCGCUGGGGACAUUCAUCAUUUCAAUCAUUACUUCUGCUAUAAAUCUCUUUGUUGCUUUGUAGUCUAAUGUAUUCUUUAUUUACUUAAAAUAUACUCAAGGAAUCCCACAGGAAACCGGCAACAGGAAUGAUGUAUUUUUUCACUUGUUCAUCAAAGUCAUCUGAUAAAAUGAGAACUGAGUAUUUGUUAUUUACUUUGUAAAUUCACAGUUGGUCC